AUGUUGAUCAUGAAGAAGGGCAGCGGCGAUAUUCUCGCCAGCAUCACCGCCGCGGUCGAUGACACAGAAAAGAACGUCAAGAAGCUCAGAUCCGUGUGGGAAGGCUACUUUCGCAACCAAGAACGUCUGCGCAAGAAGACACUCAAGCUCGCAUCGUUCUUCCGCAACUUUGGCGAUGCUGAGGGAGGAUCGACACGCGAGCUUGUCCACAUCAUCUCGGACACGUUGCUUCAGUGUUCCGAGCUGAAGUUGUCCUCGGCCAAGGUGUUUGACCCGCUGGGUGUUCUGCCGGACAUCACCCGCCGCGUCAAAGUCGACGUCAAGAACUGGGAGAGCUACUCGAAGGUGGAAAGAAAGUUGCAGUUGCAGCUGCAGGCGGCUGUAUUGAAAGAUCCCACCGCCGAAACUGUGGGUGCCCUGAAGAAGAACGCCGACAAUGCCUCGCUCGCGGUCGCGAACGGAACCAAGAACGUGACGACCACGGCAUCAGACUAUCAGCGGGAAAAGUACAAUUCAAUCAAGACGGCCUGUCUGCAGUUUCUAUGGAACGAAAUGACAACAUGUGCGCGGCGCCUGGAACUUGUCUCGGCCGGAUACGAGCAGAUUCACCGCACAACUGGCGAGUUUCAGGACAUCUCUGGGACCUUGAAGAAGGUGCUGAAUGCAUACCGCGGGGCAACAAUAGGCAGCAUCGACUCGCCGACCUACACCACCAGGUCGGAGGCGUCGUCUCCGGCGCUGCGGAGUGCCACAUCCAUGUUGCUCGCCAGGGCUCCGUCCAAAGGUCCAGAGAUCGAGAUGAUUGACCGUGUGCCUCCUUGA
Messenger RNA from Polychytrium aggregatum, 822 nucleotides. RefSeq lists its product as uncharacterized. Lineage: Eukaryota; Fungi; Chytridiomycota; Chytridiomycetes; Polychytriales. The transcript has 10 exons. Gene Ontology annotation, biological process: cilium assembly. The record is from RefSeq and is a predicted model, not a curated record. Bases 1 to 822 code for a protein of 273 amino acids. Gene Ontology annotation, cellular component: ciliary transition zone; ciliary basal body.